GUCUGCCUGCCUUACCACCAGAGUAAGGCUUGCUGUGAGAGAGCACUGGGUUGUAACUGCACAUUGGGAGCCCUGAAGGCUACAGCUGUUAACACAGGGUCACACUCUCUCUGGGCAUUUGCAACAUUUAUAUACGGACAGACCCAAUUCCCAGAAUUCAGUGUAGUGGUUAUGCUGGAUGAUCUUCAGGUGUUAUACUAUGACUGCAACGUAAAGAAAGUUAUCUCUCGAAGCCAACUGAGCUCAACAAAUGUAGUUGAAGAUUUUAUCCUUGAAGGUGCAAACAUUGCGAUGGAAUAUGUUUAUUAUACCAUGAGAAAUCCAGCACAUCGUGUAAACCUCCUUUCCAAUCACACUGGAGGAGUUCAUGUUCAUCAGAUGCUGGGUGGAUGUGUGCUGGACAAUGACAAGUCCAGCCUGCUCAUGGUGUGGGAAGCUUAUGAUGGAACAGAAGUGGCACAUUACGACAUGCAUAAUCGCACAGUCAACCCUCUAUGGCCACAGCUUAUGUGGACCACAAAGAAAGAAGCAUCCUAUCUAAUGGAUUUUACAAAUGUUUAUCGGCCUAUUUGUAUCCAAACACUGAAGUACUAUCUGGGGAAAGAGAAGAACAUUGUGUUAAGAAAAGAGCGCCCCAGAGUCAGGCUGAUCCACAAGCUAUGCAUUAAGACUGGAGAAAUGAAGGUGAGCUGUCUGGCCACGGGCUUCUACCCCCGACACAUCAACCUGACCAUGCUGAGAGAUGGCCAUCCCAUCCCAGAUGAGGAGCUGAUUCUGGGGGAGGUGUUACCCAAUGGAGAUGGGACCUACCAGACAAGGAGGACCCUGAGUAUCUGUUCAGAGGAACUGAGAGAGAGACAUCAUUACACCUGCUCUUUCACACAUCUUACUCUGGACAACAAGCUGGACAUAAACUGGGUACCAGAGGAAGGCUCAGAUGUUGCAGUCAUCAGUUCUCUGGUUGUAGUGCUGGUUCUGGUUCUUGUCUUUACCAUCCCUGUAUUUGUCCUCUGUAAGAGGAGACACAAAGUUUCCUCGACCUCUUUUCUGAGAGUUGACUCUGCAUCAUGACUGCUUGCUAAAGAGUCAGAAGACACAGCUUCAUGUUCCUGUUUGUUCACACCACUGCCAUCAAGUGCACAAGUGUACUAUUAUCUGCGUAACAACAUAUAGUCUGCAGCACCUCUUAUUCUAUUUACACCUGUCAAGUUAUUCUGCAUAUACAAUUUACAGUUAUGUAUAUUUUAUUAUUGAAUAAUGUCAUUGAUUAGAAGGACAUGAGAGACAGAGACGGAGAGUGUUUCUCAGUACCAAGAACGUGAUGUCAGGACUCGGGUCCUUGUGAAGUAGCUCCUUUCGGGAGACCGCACUUCAAGAACACAAGGGCAGGGAAUGCAGUUGUAUGUAUUAGAGAUGCAAUCUUUAUUGAUUAUUAAGUAAUCUUUAUUUUGAUGAUUCUGCUUUUAUAAAUAUAUUUAGAAUUUUAGAAUUUUAUGUAUAUGGAUGUUAGUAAGUAAUGUUACAUUUUUUUCUUUGGCCAAGUUUGUGGGAAAAAGAGAUCUGGCGAGUGUUUGAAAAGCUUCACAGGUCAAUGGUACUCAUCCCUCACCUGUCUUGGGGGUGAAAGCUGAACAGGAUCGGACAGAGAGAUAGAACUCAGAUCGCAUCUCAAUACAGGCACACAGAAACCGAUUGUAAAUAAUCUUGAGCUUCCAGUCUUUUUUAAUUAGUACUAUUUUUCAUAAUUGCACAACUAAUAAAUGUUUUUUUUUUAAAAAGGCAACCAAA
Messenger RNA from Conger conger (European conger), 1788 nucleotides. RefSeq names its product class I histocompatibility antigen, F10 alpha chain-like. Gene Ontology annotation, biological process: immune response. The record is from RefSeq and is a predicted model, not a curated record. NCBI's taxonomy places the organism in Eukaryota, Metazoa, Chordata, Actinopteri, Anguilliformes, Congridae. Gene Ontology annotation, cellular component: external side of plasma membrane. The transcript has 9 exons. The coding region runs from base 172 to 1071 and encodes 299 amino acids.